This is a messenger RNA of Miniopterus natalensis, 2493 nucleotides long. Lineage: Eukaryota; Metazoa; Chordata; Mammalia; Chiroptera; Miniopteridae. The record is from RefSeq and is a predicted model, not a curated record.
AUGAGACUAUAUAACCCGCUUCCUGCUGCAGGAGCCCCCAUUAAGGACCAGGAGGAUCUCUUGUAUGGGUUGAAGAAGCUGAGGCUGUUACCUGUAGACAUGAGGGUCAAAACGACCAUGAAUAGACACUGCUUUCUCCAAGGACUUGCUUUUUUCCUCUUCAGUGUUCUAGCAACUGCUCGAGACCGUGAACAGCUACGCCUGGUGGAUGGGGACCAUUCUUGUGCUGGCAGAGUGGAGAUCUUUCACCAGGGCUCCUGGGGCACCAUCUGUGAUGAUGUCUGGGGCCUGAAUGAUGCCCAGGUGGUGUGCAGACAGCUGGGCUGUGGAGAAGCCCUCGAUGCCAUGGGCUCUUCUCACUUUGGGGAGGGAUCAGGCCAGAUCUGGCUGGAUGACGUGGAAUGCACAGGAAAGGAGUCCCACGUGUGGAAGUGCCCUUCCCGUGGCUGGGGAAAGCACGACUGCUGGCACAAGGAGGACGCAGGGGUCAUCUGCUCAGGAUUUGUGCGUCUGUUUGGAGGGGGUGGACCCUGCUCAGGGAGAGUAGAAGUGCAUUCUGGAAGAGACUGGAUUCCAGUGUCUGAUGCGAACUUUACAUUCCUCAAUGCCCAGGUCAUCUGUGCAGAUCUGGGGUGUGGCAAAGCUGUGUCUGUUUUGGGAAAUGUGCCUAUCAGAGAAUCAGAUGGGCAGGUCUGGGCUGAAGAGUUCUGGUGUGAGGGGCAAGAGCCUGAGUUCAGGACCUGCCCCAGGGUGCCUUGUCCAGGAGGCACUUGCCAGCACAGUGGGACUGUUCAAGUUAUCUGUUCAGCAUACACACAAGUGCAGCUCAUAAAAAAGGGCACUUCUCAGUGUGAGGGACAAGUGGAAAUGAAUAUUUCUGGAAAAUGGAGAACGCUCUGUGCCUCCCACUGGAAUAUGGCCAAUGCCAAUGUUGUCUGUCGUCAGCUUGGCUGUGGAGUUGCCGUCUCGACCCCAAAAGGAGCAUAUUUUGUGGAAAGGGAUGAUCAGCUCUGGAAAGCCCAAUUUCACUGCUCAGGGGCUGAGUCCUUCUUGUGGAAUUGCCCUAUGACUGCCUUGGGCAUGCCUGAGUGUAUCCAUGGAAACACAGCCUCUGUGAUCUGCUCAGGGAAGCAGACCCAGGUGCUGCCCGAGUGUGACUCUGUGUCUGAACCGGCAGGCUCUGAAGCCUCAGAGGAGAGCACCGCCAGCUGCUCAGAGUUCCAGGCCCUCAGGAUGGUGAGCGAGGACCAGGAGUGUGCUGGGUGGCUGGAAGUUUUCUACAACAGGACCUGGGGCAGUGUCUGCCACAGCCCCAUGGAAGCCAUGACCUUGUCCAUGAUCUGCAGACACCUUGGCUGUGGGGACAGUGGGACCCUUGAAUCUUCUGUUGAUUUUAGGGAAGGUUCUAGACCCCGGUGGGUGGAUGGAAUCCGGUGUCGGAAAACUGAUAUGUCUCUCUGGCAAUGUCCUUCUGACCCUUGGAAAUACAGUUCAUGCAAUCCAAGAGAUGAAGCUUAUAUCACGUGUGCAGGAAGGAGACCCAAGAGCUGUCCCACUGCUGCCCCCUGCACAGACAAAGACAAGCUCCGACUCAGGGAUGGAGACACCCAGUGCUCAGGGAGAGUGGAGGUUUGGCACAGUGGCUCCUGGGGCACAGUGUGUGAUGACUCCUGGAGCCUGGCAGAGGCAGAGGUGGUGUGUCAGCAGCUGGGCUGUGGCUCUGCCCUGGAAGCCCUGCAGGAGGCAGCGUUUGGCCCAGGAAGUGGACGCAUCUGGCUGGAUGAGGUGCAGUGCAGGGGCAGGGAGUCCUCCCUGUGGGCCUGUGCUGCGGAGCCCUGGGGGCAGAGCAACUGCAAGCAUGAGGAGGAUGCUGGAGUGAGGUGUUCUGGUAAGAGGACAACAGUUCCCCCCAUCCAUCGAAGCACCACUUCAGGCUCAGUUCCUGCCCCUGGCAUCUUCUCCCUGCCUGAGACCCUCUGUAUCAUACUGGGGGCUCUUCUCUUCCUGGCCCUUAUCAUCCUGGGGAUUCAGCUACACAGAUGGAGAGCAGAGCAAAAAGCCUUAUCUGUUUUUGAAGAUCCUCCUGAUGAAGCCUUGUACCAAGAGAUUGAUUACUUUGUAAAACUAGAGGAGGACCAGUUGGACAGCUCAGGUAACCUGUCUGAUGACUCUGUGACUAAGCUGCCGUAUUAUACAGGAAACAAUGAGGAGAAUGGAGACUCUGGAUCUGCCCCAAAGACUCCAAGACAACAUGUCUAUGCCACAGGAAAUUAUUAUGAUGAUAUUGAAGAGUUACCUGUUCCAAAAAUUUCUGGGAUGAAUGAGAAUUAUUCUUUCCCUAAAGAGGGAGGUGGUGCCGGGUAUCCCCAAAGAGGCAUCUCUCUGCAGCCUUCUAGAGAAGCUGUCAACUCUAGCAUGGAAGAUAAAGCAUCCUCAUUGGUCCUGAGACAAGAAGACCCUGGGUAUGAUAAUGUUGAGCUUAGUACCAUGUAG